AUGGCCACUACAUUAUCAGGACGUGGCCAACGCUCCUUUUCUGCCUACGACGUCAGCAUCCCGGAAAUCACCGACAAUGUCUAUGAUGGGAAGUCAAAUCCAUCAGGAGUGAUAUCUCUUGGUUUAUCUGAAAACCACUUAAUCCACGGAAACGUUGUUGACUUCAUCAAUAAGCAUUUCAAAAUCGAUGAAUUCACCGCUACAACAUAUACAGGAACCACUAUUGGAGGUGUUGAUCUGAGGAGAGCGGUAGCAAAGCAUAUCAACAAGUAUUUCAAUCCUACCGUACCUGUGGGUAUUAAGGAAGUUGGUAUUGCAAAUGGCGUUACGGCAAUCUGUUCAAUGCUGGCUUUCAUGUUGGGAGAUGUUGGAGAUGGCAUCCUACUUAUGCGGCCAAUUUAUGGAAAAUUUGAAAAUGACUUGACGAUCGUUGCUCAAUGCAAAACGCUAUAUGCCAACAUGGAUGAUACGGAUCCAUUUUCAGAGACUGUGGUAGAGAAAUACGCUCUCCGUCUUGCUCAAGCCAAAGCAGAUGGUACCAAUCCUCGGGCCAUCCUAAUCUGCAACCCACACAAUCCCUCUGGCCGGUGCUAUCCCAAGGUUACCCUUAUUGCGCUCAUGAAAUUCUGUGCCCAGCACAAUCUGCAUUUAAUCUCCGACGAAGUGUAUGCUCUGACCGCCUUUGAAACAGCUGAUCCUUCAAGCGCGCCGUUCACCUCUGUCAUCGAGAUCGAUACUAUUGGAAUCAUCGACCCGAGAUACCUGCACGUCGGGUAUGGUUUUAGCAAAGACUUUGGUGCCCCUGGCCUUCAUAUAGCGGCCCUAGUGACCAGGAAUGAUGAAGUCCAGCAGGCCUUUGAAGCGAUUGGUCUGCUCCAUGCACCUAGCGGGCCGAGCUGUGCAAUUGUGCUUGCGAUGUUAGAGGAUGAUAAUUUCGUAGAAGAUACUAUUAAAUUGUCCCACAUCAAACUGGCGGAAAACUACGAGCUGGUGACCCGCAUGCUGGAUAAAGUGGGGAUUACAUACUGGAAAGGGGGCAGGGCGGGGUUCUUCCUGUGGAUCGAUUUGUCCAGGUUUUUACCGCUGUCAGAGGGGACCCAAAAAGAUGCCGAGAGGGAAAAGAUGCUUGCUGGGAGGUUGUUGGAAGGUGGUAUUUUUCUAAACCCGGGGGCUGAAUGGGCAGAGAGGCCAGGUUGGUUCAGGUUGAUCUUCUCACAUGAGAAGGGCAAGGUAGAGGAAGGGGUGAAGCGGCUUAUUAAGACACUCUGUGGGGAGUAA
This is a messenger RNA of Pseudogymnoascus destructans, 1278 nucleotides long. RefSeq lists its product as uncharacterized. The transcript has 5 exons. The record is from RefSeq and is a predicted model, not a curated record. Gene Ontology annotation, molecular function: pyridoxal phosphate binding; transaminase activity. Lineage: Eukaryota; Fungi; Ascomycota; Leotiomycetes; Thelebolales; Thelebolaceae. Bases 1 to 1278 code for a protein of 425 amino acids. Gene Ontology annotation, biological process: amino acid metabolic process; biosynthetic process.